Messenger RNA from Anthonomus grandis grandis, 1494 nucleotides. Its product is annotated as alpha-N-acetylgalactosaminidase-like. Bases 159 to 1424 code for a protein of 421 amino acids. Gene Ontology annotation, biological process: glycosylceramide catabolic process; glycoside catabolic process; oligosaccharide metabolic process. Gene Ontology annotation, molecular function: alpha-galactosidase activity. NCBI's taxonomy places the organism in Eukaryota, Metazoa, Arthropoda, Insecta, Coleoptera, Curculionidae. The record is from RefSeq and is a predicted model, not a curated record. The transcript has 10 exons. Gene Ontology annotation, cellular component: cytoplasm.
AUCGAAAAGAAAUUAUCGCAGAUGCUUUUAAAACAUUACAUUUAACAUAUUUAGUAGAGUUUAACCUUGUAGUAAUCAGAGUCGACUUAAUUAUUAUUAAUUCCGUAAUAGAUGAGCAAUAGUUUUAUUAAAAUUGUCUUUUUAGUGCAUUUUAAAGAAUGCCAGGAAUAUUAGGAUUAACCAUUUGCCUGAUUUUUGUAACCAGGACCGUUUAUGGUCUGGAUAAUGGACUCGCGUUGACCCCUCCGAUGGGAUGGAUGCAUUGGCAAAGAUUUAGAUGUUUAACGGAUUGUGUGGCAUAUCCUGAUGACUGUGUUAGUGAAAAACUAUUUCGUCAAAUGGCCGACCAUUUAGUAGAUGACGGAUAUAAAGACGCAGGCUACGACUACAUUAUCAUCGAUGAUUGCUGGGCAAGCAGAGAAAGAGAUAAAGACCAUAAACUUCAGCCAGACCCUAAGCGGUUUCCUAGUGGAAUUAAAGCUCUUGCAGACUAUGUACAUCAAAAAGGACUAAAGUUUGGCAUUUACGCAGACUACGGAACCCAUACAUGCGCCGGUUAUCCAGGCAGUAUUAACCACAUGGAGCUGGAUGCCAAAACGUUUGCAGAAUGGGAAGUCGACUACCUUAAAUUUGACGGUUGCCAUUCUGAUAUUCUAUUCAUGGAAAUAGGAUAUACUCUGAUGUCCAAAUACCUAAACCAAACUGGUAGACCGAUGGUUUAUUCAUGCAGUUGGCCAGCUUACCAGGAACCUUUGGGGAUCCACGCAGAUUAUGAUAAAAUGCAACAAGUAUGUAACCUCUGGAGAAACUGGGAUGAUGUGGAUGACGCUUGGCCUCGCGUUACAAGAAUUAUAAAUUGGUUCAGUGAGAAUCAGGACAGAAUCGCUAAAUAUUCCGGGCCUGGACACUGGAACGAUCCUGACAUGUUGAUAAUAGGAAACUAUGGAUUAAGUUACGAGCAAGCCAAAGGGCAAAUGACCGCCUGGGCCAUCAUGGCUGCCCCUUUAAUCAUGUCUGUGGAUUUGAGGACCAUUGAACCCAAUUUUAAGAGUAUUUUAUUAAAUAAGGCUGCUAUCGCUAUUAAUCAGGAUCCACUGGGGAUACAAGGGAAAUUAGUUCUAAGGUCAAAUAAGAUCGAUUUUUGGACUAAGCCUUUAAGUGCAACGGUGGAUGGAAGUAAAUCUUAUGCCAUAGGGUUAUUGAGUAAUCGAAUUGAUGGAUUUCCUUAUAGAGUGAAAUUUACUUUGGCACAAUUGAAUAUGACCAAUACAAAUGGAUAUACUAUUAGGGAUAUAUUUGAUUCUGUAAUUGUAUCUCCAAUUGUUAAGCCCCAUGAAGUAAUGUAUAUCAGAGUGAAGCCGUCAGGUGCUGUGCUACUCCUUGCAACUCCAUUACCAUCUAUAAUAAACGUCAAUUCUGUGUGAAGAGGAGCAGGACACAAUGAUAUUAUGAAGUUAUUCUUUAUAGCCCAAUUAAAUAUAUUUGUUUUAUUGC